GGAUCUACAGAAGUUCGGUGACAUUGCUGGUAAUAGAGGCCUCACUGAGCCAUCGGAUUUCAUCAAAAAUAUCUUAAUUUGUGUUCCAAAGAUGAAUGAAGGUCUUACGGGUGUAGAACGACAUGAGGUUGAGUAAUUAAUGACAGAAUUUUCAUUUUUGGGUGAACUAACUUUUAACAUUACAGAGGGGACUAGCAAACUCUUGUGAAUGUAAGAAUACCUGUGUUUUAAAAAAAACAUAAAUGACACUUGUUGAGUUUUUUUUGUAUUAAUUGUAAAAAAAUAAAAAUCAUAAAAAACGUGGCAUGUGUUAUCUUGGGAUCACAAAAUGAAAAUACAGGCUCUGGAGCCUGGAACCUCUAUAAACACAUGUAGGCAUUGCUCUGACUCCAUCUAGUGUUCAAAGAAAAUACUACAAUAUUAGAAUGUUUUUCUAACUCCUUUCUAAACUCUAGCAAAUCUUAAUUUAUUUAAUUUUCACAUAAAGUAUACUCUUGUCCCCUGUGAAACACCUGUGAUCACAUAUUCUAAAUAGCUAGUUGCAUAUGGUGACCUUGAGCAGUCUAUAACUAAUAAAAGCUUAAAAAACUAUAGGCCUACUUGUUGGAAGAUUAAUUAUUCAAAUAAUAAUAAUAAUAAUUUGGCUUUCAACCACAUACAGAUGGCUAUUUUAGGCUGUGAUAAAAGUUAGGCCAUCUAUUAAAAAUUCAUGGGAAGAUAUUAUUUUUAAUUUUAGAUAUUAAAGAGUUAUUUUGGUGUUUUUCCCCGAAACAAUUUAUCUAUUUAACUCUUAUCACUAUCAUUAGUUUUGACCCAAGAGAUGAUGUUAAUUGUUGGGGAAGUGAUCUGCUGCUGCCACAGAGAACAACAGCGCCUCCUACUGGAGCAAAAGAUCAAGGGAUUUUUGGGUUGAACGAAACAUUGGCUCCCUCUGCUGUUCAUAGCCGUAUAUAACACAAUCAUAAAUGUAAUACUGGACAUCAGCCAGUCCCCCCAAUAAGCUUUCUGCUUUCAAAUUCAUGAAAUUCAAAAUAAUAAUACUAAUACUAAUAAUAAUAAUAAUAAUUGUUGUUUAUGCACUAUAUUACACUUUCAAUUUUACUCAAGUCCUUGUAAUGGCAAUUCAGAGAUUUGUUUCUAAACACAUACAUUUUAGAAAUGUACUGCUGAAAACACGUUACAAAGACUGAACUAUGCAGUACUGUUUUUCAGUACUUUGUUUUCAGGUUAUUUUGGGCGGACCUGUAAUCAUGGCUCGAUGACGCACUGCAGCCUCUGAUCAUGGCUCCUCCCCCAACACUAGAGCACAUUAGCCUCACUAGCUCGUCCGUUCAGCUAGCUAGUAGCUAUGCCUUCGACACGUAAAUGCAUAUUACCUGGUUGCGAAAAUGUACAAAGCAGCUCAGUCUCCUUAUUUAAACUUCCUAAAAACGAUGAUAUCAAGAAGAGGUGGAUUAAUUUUGUGAAGCGCCACAUUGAUGGAGAGCUGAGGAUCACCACCAACACCCGCCUCUGCAGUGAACAUUUUACACCGGAUAGUUUUACAAACUUUCAUCGGAGACAACUGGGAUUCACUGAUAAUCCGCUGUUACUGGUGAAUGGGGCCGAACCGACUAUCUUCCGUCCCGGUCUUCAUCCUCCUGUCCCGCCGACAUCUGGUGCCACAGUCGGCAUUACGUGCCCACCAAUGAGUCACUCUCUUCCAACCACAAGAGAGACAAAGUGCCGGUGUGACAACAUGCAGAAAGUCACCAGAGAAGUUGGAUGUCAGACAGACCACUUUGAGGGGGAAAGGACUGUGGAAACACAACUGUCUAAAAGAACACUAAGCAGCGGAAAGAAUACAGGUUCUCAAGCUAUGGUAGCCACAAGUGUUGCUGUGGGCAACACCACAUCCAAGCUUCCUCCGCUCUGUUCAACUCCACUUAAGCGGAAAGCAGUAUCAGUAUCACCUGAUAGACCCUCAAAGCGUUCUCUCUUGGAGUUUCCCUCUUUUCAGGAAUCUGUAAAUGGUUUCAACAUGGCAGAUCCCGAUGACUCCACUUACCUCCCCAGCAUGUCUGAAUUGGCUGACACCACCAGUGAACAAGCACCAACCAAGACACCGCAGGACAUGGUGAAAUACUUGGUAUACGAGGAUUGCCUGCUUGAGCUUUUUAAAAUCUGCCCCACCUGCUCAAGUGUCUGCAAAGUAGUCACAUUUGUAAAAGGAACAUUCCUUUCUGUGACCCAGAAGUGCCUCCACCAGAGUUGUUCAUACACCAGACAGUGGAAGAGUCAACCACUUCUGGGCAGCUCUCCAGCAGGGAAUCUGCACCUAUCAGCUGCUGUCUACUACACGGGCUCUUCUUUCAUCCAGACUAACAAGGUGCUCAGUGCAAUGCAUGUGAGAACCUUCACCAGAAUGGCACAUCGAAAUCAUGUGUAUAACUACAUUCUGCCGUCCGUGCUGCAUAAAUGGCGAUCACACCAGACCGACCUGCUUGAGGGACUAAAACAGAGUGAAACUGUAUCUCUUGGUGGUGAUAUGAGAGCCGACAGUCCAGGCCAUUGCGCAAAGUAUGGCUCAUACUCCAUGAUGGAUCUCAGCUCAGACAAAAUUGUUGAUAUCCAGCUUGUACAGAGCAAAGAAGUGGGAAGCAGUGUCUGUGUGGAAAAGGAAGGGCUUAUCCGGAGUCUAGAAUUUCUUGAAAGAUCUGGUGUCAAAGUAGCUUCCCUGGUGACAGACCGACACACCCAGGUUCAAAAUUUUGUCUGGGAACAGAAACCAAACAUUGCCCACUUUUAUGAUGUAUGGCAUUUAUGUAAAGCACUCACCAAGAAGUUGGAUGCCAUCUCCAAGAAGAAGGACUGCAACAAGAUCAAAAUGUGGCAAAAGAGCAUCAAAAAUCAUCUCUACUGGUCAGCAUCCGGUUCAUCCAGUGGAGAGGAAACGGUGGCAAAAUGGACAUCACUUCUCAACCACAUCCAGAAUGUGCAUGUGCAUGAAAAUCCACUCUUCCCCAAGUGCCUCCACCCUCCUUCUUCUGAUAAAAACAAGUGGCUGAAGUCUGCAACAAAGGCCUCCUACAAGCUGGAGAAGGUGCUAAUGAACAAGCGUGUUCUUGGUGAUGUGAAAAAGCUGAGCCCUCUCUACCAAACAUCUGCCUUGGAGAGGUUCCACAGCGUGAUUCUUCAGUUCGCACCAAAAAACGUGGCUUACUCAUACUUAGGGAUGCUCUGCAGACUUUACCUGGCCGCGUUGCAUUUCAAUGAAAAUUCUGGCCAUACCCAAGUGAGGACUGCAGCAGGAGAACUGCAGCUCCAAAUUAAAUUUCCCAAGGCCAAGAGAGGGGAACAUGUUGUGUCCAUGGUGAAGACCAAAUAUACUACUGAAUAUGUGACUGAGCUUACGGACCUCCUCUUUAACGAGGUUAUCCAUGACCCUGCUCCCUUUGUGGCUGAGAUGAAAGCAGUGGCUGUUCCUGGAUUCCUGUGUUCACAGUGUGAUUGACCUGAGAAAUCAGAUGCAAUUGUGUCCAGGUUGGAUGGCAACAGCUCCAAUACAUGGUGACCCAAGACCCAACAAUCCCUUUUCUAAUCAAUCAGCCAUACUAUUGUACUAUUCUGACUCUUACUCAAAAUUUUGUUAUUUGGGUAAUAUAUGCACUACAUUACGUUUGUUGCGAUAAUUACAAUUACAUUUUCAACUUACUGUCCGAUUAUAUGGACAUGAUAGUCCAGAUUUGACACCAGUGUUUUUCCCCAUGUGCAAUUGUUGGUGUCUUCCUCUAGCAUAUCUGAAUGCCUCUGUGUUCCUGUGACUUAUUUCCUGCCUCAGUCCAUCCCUGCACUAGAGCUCCACCAGCCUCCAUUUCAGAACGAGCAAAGAAGUGGGAAGCAGUGUCUGUAUGGAAAAGGAAAGGCUUAUCCGGAGUCUGGAAUUUCUUGAAAGAUCUAGCUUCCCUGGUGACAGACCGACACACCCAGGUUCAAAAGUUUGUCUGGGAACAGAAACCA
Messenger RNA from Megalobrama amblycephala (Wuchang bream), 3999 nucleotides. RefSeq lists its product as uncharacterized. Bases 1349 to 3493 code for a protein of 714 amino acids. The transcript is spliced from 11 exons. The record is from RefSeq and is a predicted model, not a curated record. NCBI's taxonomy places the organism in Eukaryota, Metazoa, Chordata, Actinopteri, Cypriniformes, Xenocyprididae.